CUUUCCUUAAACAUCACAGUUGGACCUUCUAGCUUCCUUUACACAGACUUCAGGCUUCGUGUGAUAUUUUGUCUCCCAGUCAAAAUCCUGCAGAUGGCGCCGGUUUAGAGCAGCUGUCCCUCAAGUUGAUUACCCACUAGAAAGCCAUCUAGGAAGGUUCGCAGGAUUGCUUGAGCAUGGAGGACCCCGAGGCAGAGGACCUGCAGGCCUUCGAGCUGCGACUGGCCGAUCUGGUGAAGGAGGACAAGCCGCACUCCUUCCGGUGGCGCCUCGUUUUUGGAGCGAUCUUCGCCUGCUCGGCGAUCAGCGCCUGCCACUGGAUGCGGAGCGACAAGGAGAGUGAGGGAGAGUGGCUGGUGCUCCGCAUCCUCUCCAGCCACGGCGUCUUCGCCUUCUCGCUGGCCACCAUCUGCUUGUUAGUUAUCUACGGCAUCAACCACGUCACCAAGCAGAGUCCUCGUAUCUUGAGGGACACCCGUGAGAUGCUCAGCCCCUUCCGACUGGACUGCGACAACCAGGGACGCCUCAUCCUGCUCCCAGAACACAUCGAGUAGCUGCACCAUCCUACGGACUACUAUCACCCAAUACCUAUCCAUCAAUCACCUGUUGAAAGUAAACUAUUCCGCAGUUCGAUAGAUCGACGAGCAACCGAGUUUAAACGGGAUUCAAUACUAUCUACUUCGACUGCGACACAAUUUCCUGGAAAUCAGUUAUAUUUCUAUUAUAUAAAGCGCUCUGAAUUUAAUCGUUUUUCAUAACAAAUUAUUAAAAAUUGCGUUACGUACCUUGAUGAUGAGGAA
Molecule: messenger RNA, 800 nt
Organism: Drosophila ficusphila
Lineage: Eukaryota; Metazoa; Arthropoda; Insecta; Diptera; Drosophilidae
Gene: Cnep1r1
Product: nuclear envelope phosphatase-regulatory subunit 1 homolog
Exons: 1
Coding region: 177-554 (125 amino acids)
Cellular component (GO): cytoplasm; Nem1-Spo7 phosphatase complex
Source: RefSeq, a predicted model, not a curated record